UUUACACCUACAGAUAUUAUGAAUUUAAAAUUUUAAAAUGUCUAAUAUGUAGUUAUGAAAAAUAAUCAUAAUUACACAAUGGAAUCAUCAUCAAGUUCAACGCUUGAGAAUGCUAACAAUACGCUUACGGAGUCCGAAAAUAGAUUACAAUUAUCUGGAAUUGUAGACACACAAAUUUUUAUGAAAAGUCCUAAUAGAAUAAAUGAAAAUUUUGAAUUAUCUGAAGCAACAAUUAACAGUAUGGAAUUAGAGGUGUCAGACGGUACUCCUGAUACUGUAAGUUUAUGUACAAUGGAGAACAGUGAAGGAAACCAGUCUGAAAAUAUUUGUCUACAACAAAGCAGUGUAAUAAAUCCUGAGGAGUCAAAUAAUAAUAAAAAAAGUUUAGAUUCGCAGUGUUCUGCAGUGAAUAAUGAUAUUAAUAUGCCAUUCGAAGAUCAUAAUGAGAUUUUGUCUUCUGUAGGUCAAAUGUCAGUUAGUAAUAUCCCAACUGAUGUAAAUGGUGAUUUAGAACCAUGUGUUAGAGAGGAUGAGUCAGUAUUCAAUAACUCACAGGCUGCACUGAACAUGGCUAAUGGAAUUAAGAAAGUUAAAAAUGUAAAUUUGUACUGUGAAAGUUUGGGGCCUAAGAUGUAUGAUGUUAGGGGUAGCUUGGUGACUGAAACGUUGAUACCAAAGAAUUUGCCGGAAGCAUUUACUUAUUUACCAAUCUAUGGCAGACCUAAUAGUAAGGCGGAAGUUCCUGAAUUUUAUAGUAAUAAAAUUAGAGAAUUUGUUGGUUGUGAUUUGGAUGAUGAGGCCUUUAAGCAGUUAGCAGACUAUUGCAGUGUGGAACAUCUUAAAACUGGAAAGGAAUUUAUGAUGAUCACCAAACAUCCAGGACAUGGGCUGUGUGCAUCCGAGAUACAGUCGCCCAACGGUGGCUCUGGUGAUGAAGAUGAAGAUGAUGACAAUGUGGCUAAUCUGCAUAUAGUGAAGAAACAUAAGCAUAGAAAAGAAACUGAUAUAAAAUGUAUUUUUCUAAAACAGAUGAAGUAUAGAGGAAUUAAGUUAAUGCCACUUUCACAAGAGGAUGAUGAUAUGAAUGUGGGGACGUCAGGGGAGCCAUUGCAGCCCGGCAAGGAUUUGUUGUACCGUGUACGAAUAUACAGACCAUUCGCAUACAGCCCCAAAGAGAAAAUGUGUGGGCGUCGGCAGUUAUUGCUGAACUGCGACGUGGUGCUGCUUGGCCGGCAGACGCUGGCGGAUCUCCGGGACCGGAUAGUGUGCCCCAACGACAUCGACAUGCGCAUCGACGUCUCGGAACACCCUGACCAUGUACCGACCUCCACUGCUAAGGAGCUGUUUCCGUCAGGGUUCCUGUUCAUCAACAACGUGAUCUACGUGGACACGCGCGAGGGGUGCCGCGACAUCAGCGCGCCGCUCAGACAGUGGGCCUCCGCCAGGGGCAUCGGCCUCCUGCCGCACCGGGACCUCACCGCCAGGCUCGACGAACUCACCAUCCGCCUGGGGUACCCCGAGGUAUACAUCCACCAAGGGAACUGCGAGCACCUGUUCACAUUCUCCGAAGUUCGAUUACUGAACGCGACGGAUCCUCUCGAUAUAUCUCAUUACCCUCGCCACACCGCCGUGUCUCAAAACCAGACGGUAUACUGCACAACUUGCGCAGAAUUUGGCGCCAAGUGGGUGGUGGUCGGUUCCGAGAGAGUGCCAUUCGACCCGGCUUUCUUCUGUGACAAGUGCUUCAAAAUGUAUUUAUACAAAGAUGGAAAGAAAAUUGGAAAUUUCAAAGCUUACUCGUACAGGGCGAAUGAGAUUAAUGUAUUGAAACCACAAAGUUGAAAUGGUUCGUUUAAAAUAGAAAAUCUAAUUGAAAUAAACAUGACAUAUUAUCAGCACUGUAGGUGUCCCCUCAGAUCGAUCCCCGUUCAAUUCAAAAGGGGAUUGAAAUUACGACGGCCCGAGCCUAGGUUCGGAUCCCUAGCGGUGCCCUCAGACUAAAGUCGUAUCCGUCAGGCAGGAGUUGAUCUUAAGCCGCUCUAUAAGUCCUUCCGUGUGUUUAGAUUGCCAUCUGCACUCGCAUUAAAAUAGUUCGAAAAAAAAACAAUUAUAGGCAGAGAAGCUUGUCAAGUACCAUAUUUUGUUGAGUAUAUUUGAUUACAAAAUAUACUCGUGGUGUGCCAAGGGUGAACCAAUCGUCGAUUUAGUUGAUUUGGUAUCUUUGAUAGUAGAGAAUAAACCAUAGACUAUGGUGAUACGAAGAUUCGACUACCUACUUUUGCACGUAAUGUAGGAAAGUCAUGUUACAACAUUAUGUUCUGUAUAUAUUGAAUUAGUUUACAUAAUUAUUUAUUUGUAUAGAGGCUUCGUGUUUAAAUAUAAUUUAUAAGAACUACUUAUUUUAUAUCUAUGUAAGAAAUUCGCUGAAUACUCUGCAUUAUUGAGAACCAGAAUAUGUGAUAGUUAAUAGAUUCGGUUCCAUGUAUUUUUUUAUUCAUUAUACAUAUGUAUAGAUUGGAAGGAAUGAAAGGGAUAGCAAUAAACUUGACUGUAGAUCUAAGUUUAAGGACUACAUAUGUACAAGCUUUUAGACAUACAAACCCAAAAAACAGGAUGUUAAUAUAUAUUUCAGACAGAAAUAAAUGAAGAAUCAAAAAGUAGAUCAGUCACUACAUGCACUAUCCGUUCAUUAGAAUGACAAUAAUAAAUUAAUCUCAGGACAAUUCACACAGUGCCAUCUAGUCCCAAGUUAAGCUAACAAGCUUGUGUUACGGGUACUAGAUAACUGAUACAGUGCAUAGAUAUUUUUUUUUACCUAAAUACAUACAUAUUAUACAUAGAAAACACCCAGAUCGAUACAAAUAAUCAUACUCAUGAAUACAAAUGUUUGUGUCGUGCGAGGAAUCGAACCCGCGACCAUCGGACGUAAAGCGGUGUGCUAGACCGCUAGACUACCGAGGUCGACAAUGCGUGUUCAAAAUAAUUGUUGGGGCCAUUUUAUGGUCAUAUACUUCUUCAAGUUAGACAAAGUAAGAAAAGCAUAUGCGCAUUUUAGAAGUAUAAUUAUAGUGAAAGAGCUAGAGAGGGAAAGAAGCAAAGGGACUUUGACAUGAAAUAACUAACAGUUUUGGAAAUAUCAGUUUAACCAAUUUAAUGGAUCAAGAUGGUUAGUGCCAAAUAUAUUAAUUAAACUACAGUGAUAUUGUCUUAACUUGUUUUAUUUGUAUAUUAAUUAGGUUUAUUUUUCUUAUUAAUGACUAGAUGUUUCCGCGACUUCGUCCGCGUGGAAAUUAACUUUAUUUUUCUAAAAUCAAAUAAUGGUUCUAAAAUAAAAGUAGCCUAAGUUACUCCUUAUUAUAUCAGCUACCUGCCAAAAAAAGUCCAGUCAUAAUCGGUCCAGCCAUUUCAGAGAUUAGCCGGAAUAAACAGACCGGCAGACAGACAGACAAAAAUUUUAAAAAGUGUUUUUUUGGGAUAUGUAUCGUAUUUAUAUUCAUAUGCAUGUAGUUAAAAACGGUAAUUUCAAUAUUACAAACAGACACUCCAAUUUUAUUUAUAUGUAUAGAUAAUGAAACGAUUUACGCUGGUGGGUUACCAGUGGAAGAUGAAUGAUAAUAUGAGUAUAUCAGCUCAGGUAGCCCAUCGUGGUACAUUCACUGAAUGUAUAAUAUAUGAAAAAAUACAUUGAAUACUCUUUAUCCACGGAUC
This is a messenger RNA of Achroia grisella, 3708 nucleotides long. RefSeq names its product snRNA-activating protein complex subunit 3 (gene Pbp49). Bases 55 to 1842 code for a protein of 595 amino acids. The record is from RefSeq and is a predicted model, not a curated record. NCBI's taxonomy places the organism in Eukaryota, Metazoa, Arthropoda, Insecta, Lepidoptera, Pyralidae. Gene Ontology annotation, biological process: snRNA transcription by RNA polymerase II; snRNA transcription by RNA polymerase III. Gene Ontology annotation, molecular function: core promoter sequence-specific DNA binding; bent DNA binding; RNA polymerase II cis-regulatory region sequence-specific DNA binding. Gene Ontology annotation, cellular component: snRNA-activating protein complex. The transcript has 6 exons.